Messenger RNA from Anguilla anguilla (European eel), 373 nucleotides. Its product is annotated as solute carrier family 12 member 2-like. The record is from RefSeq and is a predicted model, not a curated record. NCBI's taxonomy places the organism in Eukaryota, Metazoa, Chordata, Actinopteri, Anguilliformes, Anguillidae. The coding region runs from base 1 to 348 and encodes 115 amino acids. The transcript has 4 exons. Gene Ontology annotation, cellular component: membrane. Gene Ontology annotation, molecular function: ammonium channel activity; sodium:potassium:chloride symporter activity. Gene Ontology annotation, biological process: cell volume homeostasis; chloride transmembrane transport; sodium ion transmembrane transport.
AUGGCGAGCGUGACGGCCUUUGAGGAGAUGAUCGAGCCGUACCGGCUGAAGGAGGACGACAUGGAGCAGGAGGCGGCCGAGAGGCUGAAGGCCGAGGAGCCCUGGAGGAUCACCGACAACGAGCUGGAGCUGUACAGAGCCAAGUCGAACCGCCAGAUAAGACUGAACGAGCUGCUGAAGGAGCACUCGAGCACCGCCAACCUCAUCGUCAUGAGCAUGCCCCUGGCCAGGAAGGGCACAGUGUCCAGCGCCCUCUACAUGUCCUGGCUGGACACCCUGUCCCGGGACCUGCCCCCCAUCCUGCUGGUGCGGGGGAACCACCAGAGCGUCCUCACCUUCUACUCUUAAGCUCCGCCCCCUCCCACCCCCCCAA